UACCCCAAUUUCUUAGGAUUUCGCUGUGGUUAAGACAUACCAGAUAAGCGACCGAGGGCGAGGGACACAGACGAGCGAAUUGUAUAUCGGCAUAUAAAAUAGCUGCAUCACCUCUGUUAUCAGCAGAACGCUCCGACGUCUUUUGAAAGAGAUAUCGCGUCCAGAGGGGACGGUUUUAAAUCAGCUUUGAUAACACCUGCCGACAACGAAUAUGAAUUAUAUCAUAUUAGCUUGGCUUUUCUCACUUGUCUAUGCAGAGACGUCACCAAGGCUAAAAUUCACUGUCGAAGAGCCGACUAGGUUUCACUUUGUAAAACCAGAACACUACAUGACCCUGUACCUCCAGGAGGGAGGAGAUGUGCUCUAUGUGGGGGCUCAGUCAAUGAUUUACAUGCUGACAUUCACUGGCAAAGGGGUCAAAGAGACUCAGAUUCCAGUCCCAGCAGAUGAAAAUGCAAAGGAGGCCUGCCUCUCCAAAUCGCAGUCACAGAUAGAGUGUGACAAUUUUAUAACUGUCAUGCAGAAAGUCAGUGAUGCCUUUGUGGUCUGUGGUACAAAUGCAGGCACCCCUAAAUGCUGGCAGUUGGUGAAUGACACAGUGCUGACUGAUGUAGCCAGCGAGCAGAUGACACCAUCUGAUAUCUCUUCACCCUUUCCUUCCCAGAGGUCUGUCAGUCUGUCAACAGAUGGGAGCCUCUAUUCUGCCCUGUCAGCCGCAGGGUCGCAGCCCGGCUCAAUCCGCAGGACCUUCGGCUCCCGCAAGCUGCUGAAGACUGAGAACAAGUGGUUGCAUAAUCCUCAGUUUGUUGGUGCAGCAAUGAUCCCGGGGUCCCGUAAGCACAAGGAAGAGAUUUACUUCUUCUUCAGUGAGUUUAAUAAGACGGCGGUUGUUGAUGAGGAACCUUACAGGGCCCGAAUUGGACGCGUCUGCAUGGUGGAUGAGGGGGGAGUUAAGAACAUGCUAGCUGACUCCUGGACCACUUUCCUAAAGGCCCGGGUGAUGUGCGGAGUAGGCAGUACUCCUAGGCAGUACAACAACCUGCGACAGGCAUUUGCGCUGACUGCACAAGAGAGGAGAAUGGGCAUAAUUUAUGGGCUGUUCUCCAAUGCCUGGGACACCACUGUGGUGUGUGCUUACUCCAUUGAAGACAUUGACAAGGCUUUCUCCACCUCUAAACUAAAGGGCUACAGCAAUUCCCUGACAGGACACCGCCCUGGAACGUGUGUCCUUAAGAAUGUGACAUCAUCACUAAAUACCAAGACCCUGGCAGUGAUAAAGGACCACCCAGAGAUUGAGGAUGUACUCAGGCCAGUUGGGGAAGCACCUUUGAACUUGCCCACCGAUGACCACUUCACCCAGACAGCUGCUGACACAGUGCUGGCAGUCAAUGAUGAGCACUACAGUGUGCUAUACCUGGGAACAGAAAAGGGCAAAGUCCUCAAGAUCCUUCAUACCAUUGAGGAGGCCUUCAUCAUCUCUCAAUAUACCCUGUUCCACAGUGAGGGUCCUAUCACCGCAAUGGCCAUUGACUCUCAAGGGGGCCAUCUCUAUGUGAGCCAAGCCACAGAGAUCCAACGCCUGCCACUGGCUGACUGCAGCCGCUAUGGAGACACCUGCCGGGAGUGCGUCCUCUCACGUGAUCCCUACUGCGGCUGGGACCCAGCAAAGAAGAAGUGCACCCCCAUCCCUGCUGGUUACAACAUCAGCACUGGUGCAAUUGUCCAGAGCCUUGACCAGUCCAACACUUCUGUCUGUGGAGAAGCUACAGCCCUGAAGGUCCACAGCACAUCUCCCAAGGAGGUGGUGGUGGACUCAGACGGGCCAGUCCUGCUGCCCUGCCCUGUGCGUUCCUACCACGCCACCUACGGCUGGGAGAAGGACAACUGCAUCAAACGUUACCCCUGCUCCAUCACUGGGGGCUCCUGUGUGCUAGCUCCUACCCCGGAUCUGCCCCUCAAGGAAGGCGUAUUCCGCUGCAUGGCCCUGGAGAAUGGCUACAAGGAAGAGGUGGUCUCCUAUAGGCUGGUCUUCAAUGGUGGGCCCCUUCCCGCCUCCUUUGCUUCUACCCUGGCGCCCUCCCUCCUUCUGGCUGCAGCCACACUGUGGCUGAUGUAGGCCUUCAGAACCUCCCAACCCCCCUCCCCUACUUACGAAAUGUGCCAUCAAAAGAGUCGUGAUGCCUAGGUCAGGUUCGCAGAGCACUUAAACUGCAGCUUUGGUAAACAUGACAAGGGAAGGUGACCGGUUUUGGGGUUUGUUUUGAUGUUUAGAUAAUACUAAUAAGAAAAAAAAAGUCCUUUUGCAGUGCAGAAAGUUGCCUUAAUAGUGAUCUACCCUUAAAAUGGUGUCACUAGAAAAGCAAUGGGAUUACUUGAAGCAGUGUCUGUUUGUCUGUUGUUGAAUAAAAAAAAAACAGACAUCACCUAGUUACUAUGAUAACUCAUAAAAGAAGAGAAGUGGGAUCAGAUUCCAAGUACUGUAGCGAGUGCUUUGCGAACCAAGGCUUUCAGACUCAAAAGAGCCAAUUUUUGAAGAGUUUGGUGAACCACAUUGCCAGGCUAAAUUUUUUUGAUUGUUUGAUUUAUUUUGUUGUGUUUUUGUACAGAUUUAAAGUUAAAGUUGACUGUGCCACUUUGUGGAAUAUUAACUGCUAGUAUGCUGCUCCAAGGGAAAAAAAAAUCCUGUUGAAAUACAUAGAGCCUCAAUCAUUUUGAAAAAAAAAAAGAAGCCUUAAUAUGUACGUUAAAUACCUACCAAGCACAAAAUAUAGUAGAUGCAGGCUCAGUAAGCUGGUGAAGCUGGCAUUGCGCACUGCAUGAGGCCUGAGUCAGAUCCUGGGCAAGAGUCCCAUCUUCGUGAUGCGGGGGAUGAACUCUGAUGGAAGAACCAGAGAGGCUCGAUCAGGCCUAGCAAUGUGGCUGCGCAAGGCCUGAUCCAACAGUGCAGCCCCCUCGUAUUUUGAUGAAAAUGUAAUAAAACUCAUACACUGCAGCAUUUACAAUAACACAUGAAAUCACUGAUAAAUGGCAGCUGAAGCCAAAUAAACAACAUGUGUAGAUAACAUAUAGAUGUGCGUUUUGUCGUCACUGUAAAAAGUGACUUGCAGUUAUAUGCUGUAGAAAUAACUGAUUAUCAUGCAAGUGCUGAUACCAUCAUUGCUACCUACUUAUGUGAUGCUUACACUUAUAUAUUUCAAGUGUCAUACAGUGCUAAUGCUGUUAAGAUGACAGCAGGGCUUGAAAACAGUCACUGACUUACAUAGUGAUAUUCAGAGGGGAAAACAUUACAUAGUGGAAUUCUACUGAAAUAGAUAUUAUACUCAUGCCUAUUAAUAUGCUGAAAGAAAGGCUCUGUAAGUUUCAACAAGAUCAUUUUUUAAUUGGAGCACAGGAAAUAGCAGCCAUACUCUGGGGAGAAAGACUACAGCCAGACAAAUUAAAAAGUAGCUGGUAAAAAUGUUACUAUAUUUCGGGUGACUGGUUAUCCUCUUUUAUAAAGCAUUUUGGCCUGUUGGUCUUAUUGAAUGUAUAAUUUUUUGGUCAAUCUUUUCAUAGUGAGGGCAACAUUUGUGUAUCUUAUUUUGUGGAAUGUAAGGUAGGGUUUAAAAGAGGAAAUUAGAAGAUACUCAGUGAUCAGAAUCAGCAGCUGCUAUCUCCUAUCCAUAAACGAAUUUUCUGACCCCUGGGCAUGAGGUAGCAAUUGGUGUGACCCAACUAUGUGCCAAAGGUAUUCUUAACUAAACUUUCAAAACUGCAGUGUUUGCUCAACUGGUAUCAUACUCUCAAUUUAUAUGUUUAUACUUAAAGGAGAUAGCGCAACCCACCCUAUGCCAAAAGAUACGAACAUUCUUGGAGUGGGUCCAGGUUGGAAGGAAAACACUAGGCAGUCUGACUCUGUCUUUCUCUCUGAAGGCCUUGUGUUGCUGUUUCCCCUGUCUGGGUAUCACAUUAAGUGCACUCCAUGGCAGGCAGUUCAAUGUUCCAAAUCCAAACUAUGUCAAAUCACCUCAUCUUCCUGCUGCUUCAGUUCACUUUGCUCUGUGUGCCUGUUUGCCAAUUUGCUGUCAUGCUAUCCACACAUGCACACAUACACACACACAAACCCAAGCAAGCACAUAGUCUCAUAAACAUACAUGUACACAUGCAUUCACGCAGGCCAGUCAAAUGUUUUUAUCCAGGCCAGCUGGAUAAAACUGUGGAAACACACACACACACACACACAUACAAACAUGCGCGCACACAAACAUAAAUACUUGCAGAGC
Molecule: messenger RNA, 4262 nt
Organism: Megalops cyprinoides (Indo-Pacific tarpon)
Lineage: Eukaryota; Metazoa; Chordata; Actinopteri; Elopiformes; Megalopidae
Exons: 14
Coding region: 212-2116 (634 amino acids)
Biological process (GO): positive regulation of cell migration; negative regulation of axon extension involved in axon guidance; negative chemotaxis
Molecular function (GO): semaphorin receptor binding; chemorepellent activity
Source: RefSeq, a predicted model, not a curated record